Molecule: messenger RNA, 1545 nt
Organism: Rotaria sp. Silwood1
Lineage: Eukaryota; Metazoa; Rotifera; Eurotatoria; Philodinida; Philodinidae
Source: the annotation of a GenBank genome assembly
AUGUUCAGAAAAAUUAAAGAAGCAUCGGAGAAUGGAAAUGAUAUGUUUAGAAAUGGCACAGCACACGAAGCAGUAGAAAUAAUGACAAUGCCAAAACUUGCUAAAAUAUUAAGAGAAAUUGCUGAAAAAGUUCGAGAUGGAUUUUAUAAAGGAUAUGUUGCAGAAGCUAUUGUUCAAUUAAUACAGAGUAAAGGUGGUUUAAUGACACUUGCAGAUUUAGUAGAACAUCAAUCAACACCUGUUCAACAUAUUUCAAUUACAUAUAAUAUGAAAAAUAUUCCAUCAGUUCGAGUUUGGGAAUGUCCAUCAAAUGGACAAGGUAUUAUUGCUCUUAUGGCUAUUAGAAUAUUAGAACAAAUGCAAAAACAAAACAAAAUUCCUUCUUUAGAUAAAUUAGAACAUAAUUCAGCUGAUAUCUUCAUGCUCUCCAGAGAUGGGAUCGAUGAUUUAUGUCGUGUUCGUGAAGAAUUAUGGACAAAUAUACAAGAUAUUGAUACACGUUUAAAACAAACUUAUGUUCCACCACAAUUUCGUAUAACAACAUCAUCAACAAGUAAUCAACGUACAUUUUCAACAAAUGGUCAUCAAACAACAUCAUCAUCAACUGUAAAACGUUCUCGUAUACCAUCAUCAUCAUAUGAUGAACAUAGUACAUCUUUACCAGAAACAACUUUUGAUGAAUCAUCAUCAUCAUCAAAAUCUCUUCAUUCAUCUAUUGUACCAACAAAUAAAAUAAUAAAAACUAAAGAUGAUCUUAUAUCACUUGUUAAUCGUGAUCAACAAUCAACAAUACGUAAUCGUCGUAUGUUUGGAGUUUUAUUAGGUACAUUAAAUAAAUUUAAAGCUGAAGCUAAUGCUUAUAAUGAACAAACACUUGGAAUAAAACGACAACAAAUCGAACGACGUUUAGAAGAAAAACAAGCAAAAGAACGUGAAGAUAAACAACAUGAACGUACAGAAUUAUUAGCAUCAAAAAGAACUUGUCAACAAAAAUUAAAAUUAGUUAAUAUUAAAAUUGAAAUUAUGCAACGUAUGGCAACACAUGAAAAAUUUCAUUUACCAUUAAGAAAUUUUAUACGUACAAAAGCUAAACCAUAUGUUUUUUAUUUACCUAAAGGUUCAAUUGAUGAAGUAUUUGAAAAAAAACUUCAAGAAAGUCAAAAUGAAAUUGAUAAAGAAAUGGAAGAAUUUAAACGAGAUUGUCAACGUGAAUUAGAUUUACUUGAUGAUACAACAAAUAUAAAUGAUGAUGAAACAAUAAAUAGUAAAAAAAGAAAAUUAAGUGAACAUGAUGAUGAUCAUGAUAUUGUUGAUGAUGAUGAUGAUACAUUAGCUGAUUUACCUGAUGAAAUAACUUUAUCUGCACCAGAAGUAAAAAGUGAAAUUGUUAAUACAACAAUAAAUUCUAUUGUUGAACAAUCAAAUAAUAAUGAUAAUAAUAAUAAUAAUAAUUCAUCACUACCAAUAAAAACAACACGUACAGUUAUUUAUGAUGAAAUAAAAACAACAAAUCAACAGGAUGAUCAAUCAAUGAUUGAUGAAUAA